Molecule: messenger RNA, 2722 nt
Organism: Drosophila nasuta
Lineage: Eukaryota; Metazoa; Arthropoda; Insecta; Diptera; Drosophilidae
Gene: Lasp
Product: LIM and SH3 domain protein Lasp
Exons: 7
Coding region: 764-2722 (652 amino acids)
Cellular component (GO): focal adhesion
Molecular function (GO): actin filament binding
Source: RefSeq, a predicted model, not a curated record
UGUUUCGACGGUGAACGGACGUGUUUGUGCGGGUGCGCAGCGUUUUAACAAUUUGAGUCUCAAGUCAUACACUGUUUAACAAAUAAAUCAUCAAAAUAAUUACUAUUAAUUAUUGCGAAGAAAAUUGCGUUGUGUUGACUGUCACCUGUCAUACUCGCCGCCGCGGUUGUGUUUUUUGAGUAGGAGUCGCAGUCGAAGACAAAGUCGGUGUUGGAAUCGUGCGCGCGUCGCUUUCGUGCAAUCCACAAAUUGCCAACAGAGAAGUUGAAUAUUUAAAAGUUGUGCCCGCUGCUUGCAAUUAGUGAAAAAGUGUUAACUGUGUAUACAUACAAAUAUAUAUACGAGAGAAAAGGCGACAAAGCAAACCAGUUAGUUGCCUGACCAUCCAGUUUUAUUUUUUUUGAUACAUUUUGUUUGUUCAAAUCCAAAUCUCAGUAGCUUUUGGCUGUCUUACAAUUUUUUCUCUUUCGACCCGGCCACUCACACAUACAUACAAAUACACACACACAUAAUACCCGACAUUAGUUUCAAAAAAACGGAUUUCAAUUCUUGGCAUAUAGUUUGAAAGCUGUCGCUAUGCAAAAUUAAGUAAAAUAUAUAUUGAAAGGCUGACUGGUUGAAAGUGUUGCAAAAUUCCAAAAGCGAAAUACAAAAACAACAAAAGAAAAAAUUGUGUAUGUCCCUCAAUCCCCCUUAGAGAUUGUACUCAUCAUACAUAGAAGAAAGAGGCAACAACAAACACAGCAACAACAGCAGCAGCAAGAUGAAUAAAACCUGUGCGCGGUGCCAAAAGGUGGUUUAUCCCAUCGAGGAGCUCAAAUGUCUGGACAAGACAUGGCACAAAACGUGUUUCAAAUGCACAGAAUGCGGAAUGGCGCUCAAUAUGAAAACCUACAAGGGCUACAAUAAAAUGCCAUACUGUGAGGCGCACAUACCCAAGGCCAAGGCAACAGCAAUUGCAGAUACGCCCGAGCUGAAGCGCAUCGCUGAAAAUACGAAAAUCCAAUCGAAUGUGAAAUACCAUGCGGAUUUCGAGAAGGCCAAAGGCAAAUUUACACAGGUGGCUGACGACCCGGAAACGUUGCGCAUCAAGCAAAACACGAAGCACAUAUCGAAUGUGGCAUAUCACGGCGAUCUGGAGAAGAAGGCCGCCAUGGAGAAGCAGCGUGGCUCUGCCGAGGUCUCCGACAGCAGCAACGAAUCGGAAUAUUUCUCUGAGCAAUUGGCAGCUGAACAGUUUUCGCAAUAUGCACCCACAGCCUCGCCAAUACCGCCAGCAACACUGCAACAGCAGCAGCAGCAACAACAGCAUCUUCAACUUCAACAACAACAACAGCAGUACCAACAACAACAACAGCAACAACACCAACACUAUGUGCAACAGCAGCAACAAACGCUGCCACCGCCACCCAUACAACACCAGCAAUACAACACGGCGGCCAUAACGCCCACAUAUCAACACCAACACCACCAACAACAACAACAGCAGCAGCCACAACAACAACACAGGCAACAGCAGCAACCACAACAACAGUUGCAGCACGAUCCUUAUGCACACUAUCAGCAACCACAGGCGUUGCGCCAGCAGCAGCUGCUGCAACAACAACAGCAGCAACAUGCCAUUAAACAAGCCUCCUCACAUCUGUAUCCCACAGCAACAUCGCAGCCACAACAACAGCAGCAGCAGCCCCCACAGCAGCAGCAACAACAGCCGCAGGCGGUUAACAACUACAAUCAGCUGCGUUCGGCAAUUUUGCACAAUUCGCAUCAUCCCAGUGGCAAUGCUGUUGAGCAGUACGAUUUGCAACAGCAGCAGCAACAGCAACCAGCAGCAGCAAUACAGCAACAACACUCGCACAACAGCUUAUUGAACAACAACGCUAGCAACGGCAGCAUUCACAGCAACAACAACAAUGGCGGACACGCCGCACAUCCGGCCAGCCUGAGCUAUCCACAGCAGACACGCUCCCAAGCCAGCGUGCACAGCAACAACUCGCAUCCCAGCAAGCAUCAGCUGCAGCAGCAGCAGCAACAACAACCAAGCAGUGGCAAUCUGCAACAGUUGUAUGUGGCAUCAAACUACAGUUCGGUGACGCCAUCGGAGAAUGCGCUGGGCAACAAGUUGCAGGCGAGCAACGGACAUCUGCCCGUGGUUGUGAUGAAUGCACAGCAGCAACAACAGCAGAGCAGCAACAACAUUGGCAAAAUUGCCGACUACGAUCCGCUGACGGAUGGGCCACGAAAUGUGCCCAAUGCCGGCAGAUCGAGCACAACGCUGGUCUACAGCUCCGAUCAGCGCGGAUCUGGAGGCAUUGGCAACAGCGUGUAUCCGAAGCGGAUUGGCUCCAUCUCGGACAUUGAUCCCGCCAAUGGCAUUUAUGGCUCGCUGAGCAGCGCCGAGCAGGCGCAGGCACAGAAGCAACAUCAAUUGUAUCAGCAGAUGCAAAUGAUGCAGCAACAAGAGCAGCAGCAGCAACAGGUGCGUCAACAGCCAUCCUACGAAGCGCUGCAGGACAAGCAAUCACGUCAAAGCACUGCACUGCGCGUCUAUCGCGCCAUCUACGACUAUGAGGCGCAGGAUGUGGACGAGGUCAGCUUUCGUGAGGGCGAUGUCAUCUUCGAGGUGGAAUCCAUCGACUCGGGCUGGAUGACCGGACGCGUAGAGCGCACUGGCAAGACCGGCAUGCUGCCUGCCAACUAUGUGGAACAGGCGGUUAUAUAA